GAAAACUGUUUCAUAUUAUUUCUGAAAUUCAUCUUAGAAGCAAGCUGUUAACUUUUCUUCAGUAUGGAUGUGACAGGAGCAUUUUUCAACAAACUGCGAACUUUAUCAGUCACUUUGGAGAAGCAGGCUGAGCAAUUUAAGCAAAUUUUUCUUGGAGAAGAUGGAGAAUUUGAAGAUGAUUCUCCAAUGAGAUAUCUACAUGAACUGUACUCUGAAGUCAGAACACUAAAGGGUGAUGCUGAUAAUAUUCUUCAUACGAGUUCUUCAGAAAGAGAUGCCACAUAUGACUUCAUAAAGGCCAGUAAAGUUCUGAUGAAAAGAAAUGCAACCGACCUUGGAAAAAUAAGAGACCUGUUUCAGAAAUAUGGUUACAAGCCACUUAUUCACAAUAAUGAAGCAAUAAAGGAUGAUGCUGAAAUCAACCCUGGGUCUACUAUAUCUGAUCCAAUAGAGCCAAAACAACCUGAUUUUCCUGGAAAAUCAUCUGUAUCUCAUAGUCCCCUGCAAAUUCCUCAACUUUCAGAUUUUGGGCUUUCAAAAUAUGCCCUUCCAAGUUCUUCAGACACAGUACACAUUCCACAUACCCAGGAGGAAGAGAUGAAAGUGGAUGAAUCUGAGUAUUUAUCACCCAAAGUAGAGCACUUCCAUAUCCAUGGGCGUGAUCUGUCUGUGAAUGAUGAAACCACAAAUUUAAUGGAAGACCAAACAAUCUUCUUACUUAAUAAUGCAAGAAAAAAUAAAUCAGCAGUGGCAAUAGUAUCAAAUAAGAACAUGGCAGCACUCAGGCAACCAAACAAAGUAUGUGACUAUGAUUGUAUGGCUUCACCUGCUGCACCUGAGUUCUGCACACCUGGUGUGAAAAUUCCCCAAAGAAAGACCACUGUUUUAUCAGAAUCUCCAGAAGGAAAUUAUUUGGAUGUUCCUAAACACACAACAGAAAUACCUCUACUUGACAUAAAAUCUCUGCGAAUACAACCUACAGAUGUAAAUACCACUAAGAUACUGCCAGAUAGUGAUCUUAUAAAAGGCGAUGUUCUACCUGUCCUGUGCUCAGACAAAUAUCUGGAAUGUAUUGAAGAACCUUCUCCUCCAGCAAUAUCAGAAUUUGAGAACCUCUUUAGUUCACCAUUACCACCGCCUGAAAUAACUGUGAUUCCAAAGGAGCUUCUGCAGAUUUUAUCCAAGUACAAUCCAAAUAUAGAAAUACCCAGAUCAGCUGAGAAAGGAACCAAAGAAGGAAGUGCUUCACAGUUUGAAAAAGAGCAAUUUCUUUGUACUGAUAACAAAGAAAACAGAAAAUACUCUGGAUGAAAUGAAGACAAAAUCUGCGUUUUUUUCUUCUGACUACCAAGCUAAAGAGGUUUCAGGCAACUUAAUAGGAAUAAAAAACUACUUUGUAAAAUAUAAAUGUAACUGUUUAAUUUCAAACUAUUAAAACUUUUUUUUUACUCUUCUGUUAAAAUUAUUAAAAUGAAAUAAAGAACAUAAAUAUAACUACA
Messenger RNA from Candoia aspera, 1499 nucleotides. It is a transcript of the gene SKA3, whose product is annotated as spindle and kinetochore associated complex subunit 3. The record is from RefSeq and is a predicted model, not a curated record. Gene Ontology annotation, cellular component: outer kinetochore; kinetochore; spindle microtubule. Gene Ontology annotation, biological process: mitotic cell cycle; chromosome segregation. The transcript has 9 exons. The coding region runs from base 64 to 1311 and encodes 415 amino acids. NCBI's taxonomy places the organism in Eukaryota, Metazoa, Chordata, Lepidosauria, Squamata, Candoiidae.